UGUCACUCCGUUACAUUUCCGUCAAGCUAAGCACAUUAUGUUCACGUUCAGUAUUGUGUUUUUAUUUAAUUGUGUAAGGUUGCUGGUUGAAUUGCCUUGAUGGACUGUGUGGAGCAGAGUAACGAAGCGCCUUCUGUUAUCGACCGAUAUUUCACCCGGUGGUACAGAGCAGAUAUGAAGGGCAAAUCGUGUGAGGACCAUUGCAUCUUACAACAUUCGAACAGGUUGUGCGUUGUGACCUUAGCAGAAACUCAUCCGAUACUUCAGGAUGGACGCGCAAUCAAAAGCAUCAAUUACCAGAUCAGUAACGGCUGCAGUCGCUUGAAUAAUAAAGUGUCUGGGAAGUCCAAGCGGGGGGCGCAGUUCCUUACAGAUUUUGCACCUUUGUGCAGAAUAAUGUGCUCAGAUGACAUGGAGUACACAAUCUACAGUUGCAUAAGGGGGCGUCUUCUGGAGGUCAAUGAGAACAUUUUAGAAACCCCAAAUCUCUUGCUAGAAAAGCCAUCUACUGAAGGAUAUAUUGCUGUCAUCCUUCCAAAGUUUGAAGAAAGCAAGAGCAUAACUGAAAACCUCCUGACAAGAGAAGAGUUUGAGGUUGUCGUUUCCAAACGCAGUUUGUCACAACCCCCCUGAUGGAUCAUUGAAGACUAACCUGAUCCGGGAGUUUCUUUGGUUUUCUUCUCUCACUCUCUCUCUCCAUGUUGGUUCAAAACAAAGACUGAGAAAGUUGACUGACUGAUUCUCCUGUAAGACACUUUUAUGCAACAUAAGCAAAGUGCCUUCAGUUUAUCAUGUUACAAAGACUCCAGGAUGUUUUCAGCUUAAAAGUGCUUUGAUUGUGACUAAUUUUUUUUAUGUUAUUUGAGUAGUAAGUAAGUGAAAACAACAAAGUCUUCUGUGAAAUGCUGCAAAUAAUUUUCAGGUGUUUUUGUUGUAUAUAAAAAUCAAACAAAUGUAUGAAAAAUAUUUUUUAUUUAUUUUCUCACCCUUUUAUCAACC
Poeciliopsis prolifica (blackstripe livebearer) is the source of this 999-nucleotide messenger RNA. RefSeq names its product actin binding transcription modulator (gene abitram). Gene Ontology annotation, molecular function: actin filament binding; actin monomer binding. Bases 100 to 633 code for a protein of 177 amino acids. Gene Ontology annotation, cellular component: lamellipodium; dendrite; nucleus. Lineage: Eukaryota; Metazoa; Chordata; Actinopteri; Cyprinodontiformes; Poeciliidae. Gene Ontology annotation, biological process: regulation of filopodium assembly; regulation of actin filament polymerization; dendrite morphogenesis. The transcript has 6 exons. The record is from RefSeq and is a predicted model, not a curated record.